This is a messenger RNA of Fusarium subglutinans, 1485 nucleotides long. RefSeq lists its product as uncharacterized. The transcript has 2 exons. NCBI's taxonomy places the organism in Eukaryota, Fungi, Ascomycota, Sordariomycetes, Hypocreales, Nectriaceae. Bases 1 to 1485 code for a protein of 494 amino acids. The record is from RefSeq and is a predicted model, not a curated record.
AUGGCGUCAAAACAGCCAUCAACAUAUGAUGAUAUCGUCAAACAACACGUCGCGCUCACAUCAAGGUUCUUCUUGGGGAAGUUUGAGAAGGAGUUCCCUGGACCGCAGCCGUCCCUGAUGCAAAGGCGUCAGUACAUGUAUGCCUUUUGCAACUGGUACCGCUGUCGCAAAGAGUUCGAAGCCGAGAAGGACGAGCUUCAUGCAACGGCCCAAAGAACAAUUGCCCAAAGGCUGAUCGAAAAGCACCAGACCAAACGGAUCCCAACCUCGUCGUUCGAAUGGAACGUCGACAGGCUUUUCUGGGCUUCCUGGUUCGGUGUGCUGCCCGAGGAGGAGAUACCCCCCUGGCCAUUCAAGAGUCCCAAGGUUGAAGAGGGAGAGGGGUUAUCUGCCGCGUUCGCAUCACUCAAAUCAGAGUACGAUCUCAACGGUCCCUUGAUUGGUAAGGAGGAGGAAGAGAAUGCUGCCGAGGCUCUUAAAAGGGCUAGGGAGACCGCGGCUCUCCAAAAGGCUAAGGAAUCCAGCUCUCCGACUGCACCAGCUCAUGGCAAUAUCGUCACUCCUAUGUCUGUCAGUGGUCAAGAAAACAUUCCAUCCCACCCUCGACCCAACGCUGAACUCCCUCACACCCCAGCGCAACUCCCGAUCAUGGAUAGAGAGGAUCUUCGGAAGACGCUGAGCUUUACGCAGACUAAGCUCGAACUCUCUUAUCGUCUUCGCGCACAUCCUUCGCUCAACCUUGACAUCCCAUCCUUUGAGACUAGUGGUGUUGACUGCUUAGUUAACCUCAUCCGACACACCAACGCCCUUUUCAACAACAAAAGCUCGGAACAGAGAGAAGAGGGAAAUGCUCUGUUGACCUAUGCCUGGCAGGCAUUCUUUCCCCGUGAAGUCGACGAAGAGUUGACAAGCCAUCGCAUUGCUCUCAAGAGAGGAGUGCUCGAGCACCUCAAGGAUCGUAUCUCUGGCACGCUCACAUUCGAGGAUUGCUGCAACAGCGAUCUCAUGAACAAGACCCUACGACAGCGAGCUAUUGCCAGUCUCAUCGAAUAUGACUGUCGUCAAAACCCCAACUUGUCACUUCAACGUGCGGCCGAUCAGCAUUGCGCACUUCAAAAGACCAAGGACUUCUUGGUCCUCAAAGAACCUGACUUCGCUCGCGUUCUUUAUCAUUCGCAUGCCGAAAACCCCAAACCCUUCAGUGAUCUAUUAGAAUUCGACUUGGUUGUACCCGAUGAGAGGGCAGCCGUCUAUAACGGAUCCUCCUGUCCUUUCUCUUUGAUUUCUGUUGUGCGAAUGAGAGACACAAUUCACGAGAGGGACUACAUGCGAAUCUACGAUGACGGUGGAAUUCCGGUCAUGCAGAUUGAAAGCGCAACACAAACCCCACCAAUCCAUUCCUUGUCUUCGAAAGGAGGUCAUUCUUACCUGCUGGUCUUUGGUAUGGGGCCGGAGGAGGGAGGCAAUGCCAAGGAGUUUCUAUAA